AUGACUGGAAGAAAGUCAUCAAGAACCGACAGUGUACCUGCACAGAAAGUUGAAAGAAAAUCCGCAAUUUUAUCGCCACAUGAUGAACUGCGCGAACGUCUUCUAGAGACAGCAAUUGAUGUGAAAGAGAACAUUCCAGAAAGAAGAAAGAGCUCACGGAACGAAAGUGUCGGAAGUCAGAAAUCAGACUGUUCUGACUCAAGAAAACGACAUAGUACCGAGAAAGGACCAGCCGCGAAACGACACUCCAACGAAAAACUUCGAAAUGAUGAUCGAGAAGCCAGCUAUUCUUCUACUGGUUCAGUAUCAUCACGACCUCGUGGACGACCACUUCCAAUGAUGCCAGAAGAAGAAGAAGUGUUUGAUGAUGAAUCAUCUUCUGAUCAUCAUGCUGAAUCAGAAGAGAGUCAUGAGAUGGCAAGGUCUGAUGAUCAAUACGACGAUGAUGAAGAUUAUGAAGAAGGACCCCAAGAAGAAGAUGGCGAAGACGAGGAUGUGGAUGAUGAGGAAGAUUAUGAAGAUUUAGAAGAUGAAGGAGAAGAAGACGUUGAAGAUGAAACUGAAGAUGAGGAUGAUCUUCCUGUCCAAAACACCGAUUUCGCCGUUACAAAACGUCUGAUGAACGGUGAUCAUUUGAUAGACCCACCGAUUCUUCUGAGUGCUAGCAAAUGUGAAGGAAUUGGGUCACCUACAAAAGUUUGGUCAUUGAUGGUGAAACGAGAUGAAAUACCACGGGCCACUCGACAGUUACUUCGAAAUCAUCCGGAAAUGACUGUUGCAAUGCGUCGUUUACUUGUUGAUUGGAUGAUGGAAGUUUGUGAAUCUGAAAAACUGCAUCGUGAGACAUUUCAUCUGGCUGUUGACUAUGUUGAUAGAUAUUUGGAAUCGUCAAAAGAUGAGUGCUCACACAAUACAUUUCAAUUAGUGGGGACGGCCGCAUUAUUUAUUGCAGCCAAAUAUGAGGAGAUCUAUCCACCAAAAUGUGCCGAAUUCGCCGCCUUGACAGAUGGAGCUUUCUCUGCUAAUGACAUUCGUCAAAUGGAAAUUCUGAUCGUCAAAGAUAUAGGGUGGAGUCUGGGACCGAUUACAAGUAUUCAAUGGCUUUCCACAUUUCUUCAAUUACUGGGAACAGGAAGAAAAGUAACUCCUGACAAAGUUAAUGAUGGAAAUAUGUAUGUACCAGAAUUUCUCCGUUCCGAAUACACCCAAAUGUGUAAAAUUCUUGAUUAUCUUCUCUCUGAAAUAGACUCAUUCAACUUCACAUACCGUACUAUUGCGGCUGCCGUUCUUUUUGUCAAUUACGAACCACGCUCAGCGGUGGAAAAAGCGACGGGUCUAAAUCAUGAACAGUUACAAAAUGUCAUUGAAUAUGUUCUACCCAUUUGUCGUGCUUUCGCGAAGCAUGAUAAGAAUUCAUUCGAUGAAAAUAUGGAACCUGACUGCUCCCUCAAAUCCGAUGACUCUCAUAAUAUACAAGUACAUAUAAAACAAUCAGAUAUUGAUCCAUAUGUGAUUGCUGAAAGAGAACGACAGAAACAGAACGGUCCGCAACGUCGCUUAUAA
Messenger RNA from Caenorhabditis remanei, 1563 nucleotides. RefSeq lists its product as uncharacterized. The coding region runs from base 1 to 1563 and encodes 520 amino acids. Gene Ontology annotation, biological process: G1/S transition of mitotic cell cycle; regulation of cyclin-dependent protein serine/threonine kinase activity. Gene Ontology annotation, molecular function: cyclin-dependent protein serine/threonine kinase regulator activity. The record is from RefSeq and is a predicted model, not a curated record. Gene Ontology annotation, cellular component: cyclin E1-CDK2 complex; nucleus; cytoplasm. The transcript has 7 exons. NCBI's taxonomy places the organism in Eukaryota, Metazoa, Nematoda, Chromadorea, Rhabditida, Rhabditidae.